This is a messenger RNA of Didymodactylos carnosus, 2184 nucleotides long. NCBI's taxonomy places the organism in Eukaryota, Metazoa, Rotifera, Eurotatoria, Philodinida, Philodinidae. The record is from the annotation of a GenBank genome assembly.
AUGAGUCAUCCAACAUUACCCCAUCUACCGACGCAUUCAUCAAUCGAAUCAAAUAAUGAAGCUAUCACAUUAAUUUGGUUAGAUAAACAACUUGAUGAUCCAAAUAAUAUUGAAGAUGUUCUUCAUACAAAGAGAUUGUUAAAAGAAAUAAAUGAUUCUGUACUAUUUUAUAUCGAUCCUAAACAAUGUGUAGAUUAUAUAAAACGUGCAGACAAAGAAAAAAUAUUUUUAAUUAUUUCUGGUUCACUAGCAACAGAUUUUAUCGCUGAUAUUUGUCACGUAAAUCAAAUUGAUUCGAUAUUUAUCUUUUGUACCAGACGUGAAAAAUAUGAAUAUUUAAUUGAGAGAUACGAACAAGUUGUCGACGUUUUUACAUAUCAAGAUGAACUUACCCAAAGUGUACAACAAAAUGUCGAUUUAGUUAAGAAACAAUCAUCACGUUUCGGUAUAUUCGAUGAAAAACAAUGUUCAACAAAAUAUUUAAAACGUGAAUCAGCUACAUUUCUAUGGUCUCAAUUGUUACCUGCUGUACUAAAAAAAGUGGCACAAUAUGGUAGUCAAUCGAAUAUAAACGAAAUAGUUGCUUAUUGUAAUGCUCAUUAUCGUGGCCAUUCUGUUGAACUACUUAAUAUCCAAGAAUUCAAAUUAAAAUAUAAACCUGAAGAAGCGAUAUUAUGGUAUGCAAAACAAACAUUCAUUUACAAUAUGGUUAAUAAAGCAUUACGAACGGAAGAUGUUGAAACUUUGGGCAUAUUUCAUCAUUAUAUUACUAAUCUAUGUGCAAAUUUAGCACAUGAACAUAAAGAAUUACAAAUUACAUCCAAAAAAAAUUCAAAAAUGUUGAUAAUUAAACUUUAUCGUGGUUUUAAAAUGACUACAGAUGAAAUACAUAAAGUUAGAGAGAAUAUUGGUGGAUUGAUUUCAAUGAAUGGCUUUUUUUCUACUAGUCGACGAGAGGAUAUAGCAAUAAAAUUUGCUACUAAACCAACGGCAAAACGAAAAAAUAUUCAAAAUGUUUUAUUAGAAAUUGAAGGUGAUAUUGGAUUAGAUACAAUUGUUUUUGGUGAUACUGUAAAAUGGAGUGAAUUUCCAGAGGAACAAGAAGUUAUAUUCGAUUUGGGUACAGUAUUUCGAAUAGUUCAUGUUGAACACGAUGGUCAGAAGAAGAUGUGGACAAUACAGUUGGCGGGUAUAAGUGACUCAAGAAAAACUGUAGAUGAGUAUAUUGAUCGUGUACGAAAAGAAAUGGAAGAGACAAGUUUAACAUUAUUGUUUAGUCGUUUAAUUUGUGAUAUUGGCGAAUACAAUAAAUCAGAAAUGUUUUUAAAACGAAUGUUAGCCUUGUUACCUGAAAAUCAUGCGGAUAUUCCACAUAUCUAUUUGUCUAUUGGACGUGCAAACUAUUUUAAAGGUGAAUUAGAAGAAGCACUUAACAAUUAUAACCUAGCAAACACAAUAAUACGAACACGUUCAAAAACUGAUACACAUUCCGAUAUUGCUCGGGUACUACAUCAUAUUGGAAAUAUUUAUCUUGAAUAUAAACAAUACGACAUGGCAAUUGAUAAUUAUACUCAAGCAUUAAUAAUGAAACAAAAAACAUUAUCAAAAGAUCAUCCAUCAAUAGCUAAUACGUUAGAUGCUUUAGGAGUGGUUCACAAAGAAAAUGAUGAUUAUCAGAAUGCUUUAAUCUAUUUUAAUGAUGCUCUCGCAAUGAAGCAACGAACAUUAUCAAAAGAUCAUCCAUCGAUUGCUGAUACAUUAAAUAAUAUUGGAUCUAUCUAUGAACAACUCGAGCAAUAUGACAAAGCACUCGAAUAUCACCAAAAAUCAUUAAAAAUAAAACAGACAGCAUUAUCGAAUAAUCAUCCGUCGAUUGUAAUAAAUCUAAAUGCCGUGGGAAAUAUCUAUGUUAUUAAGCGUGAAUAUCAACAGGCUAUUGAGUGUUAUUUAUUGGCACUAAGGAUUGAAUUAAGAAAUUUGCCACCAAACCAUUUGGAUAUAGCGUCAGCGUACGAUAAUUUGAGUAUGACCUAUUAUGAACAAGGUAAUUAUAAGAAGGCACUUGAAUCAGCACAUCUUAAAUUAGAAAUUCAAAAGAAACAUUUUCCAGACACGCAUGAAUCAAUACAAGAGACCAAACAGUUUAUUGAUACAUUAGAAAAUGCUUUACGGAACGAAGAAUGA